AGUUAGAAGUCCAAGGGAAGGAAGGGCCGCACAAAACACAGACAGACACAACACAAAGCUAUAGAUUAUAGAUUAUAGUAAUUUAAUCAUACAUAGGCUCAAAAAAGAAAAAAAGAAAAGGAAAAUUGUUUUGUUUUGUUUGAGUUGUGUGACUUUGCGCAUAGCAUCUGUAAAACCCAAAAGAAAUUUGGUUUCUAUUUGCAAACACAAAGCAAGCUUAUGAGUUUCUCUCUUCCCUUUUUCUUUAUGGGAUCCGAUCGGCGGUGAUCGGAUCAUCGAUUUGACGCUUGUUGGGGAGAGGGGCAUUUUCAUUGCCAAUGGGAAUGCCCAAUCCCAACAACAACAACAACAACAACAACAACAAUAACAUUCACCCCGCACCAUGAGCAAAGCCCUGGGAGCAACUACAGAAGAAGACGAAGAAGACGACCAACAACAUCCACAACAAGAUUGUUUCUACGACUCACACGACCGUUUACUUUCACUCUCUUCUUCAUGCUCUUGUUCCAACUCCAACUCCGACAACGAAAACGACACCCAAGACCACCAAAACGACACCAGCCUCCCCAAUUUCACCAACUACGACAUAUGGAUCUCUCAACCCUCCUCCGUCUCCGAACGCCGCACGCGCCUUUUACUUUCCCUCGGACUCUCUUCCCUCACGCGCCCAAACCCUCGCGAUCGCGCGUCCCCUCUCCGAUCCAUAUCCGACACCACCGCAAACCCUAACAAGCCACCAAAUCCAAAACCACCCCCACCGCCGCCGCCACCACCGAUUGAAGAGCUGUGCACGAUUCGAGAUCUCGAUAACGGGAAAGAGUUCGUCGUGAACGAAUUGGAGAAUCUGCGGGAGGUUGCCACGGGGCGGCAAUUGACGAUGGAGGAGUUUGAGAUGACGGUGGGGCAUUCUCCCAUCGUUCAGGAACUGAUGCGGCGGCAGAACGUUGAAGAGGCGAGCGUUGAUUCCAAUGCGGGUGGUUCUAAAGUGAAGAAGAAGGGGACGGGGUGGUUGAAGAGUAUCAAGAGCGUGGCGAGUUCGGUGGCGGGGUAUAGGGAUCGCCGGAGUAGCGACGAGAGGGACACGUCGUCGGAGAAGGGCGGGAGGCGGUCCAGCUCCGCCACCGACGACAGCCAGGAGGGAGGGGGCGCGUUUCACGGGCCGGAGAGGGUGAGGGUGAAGCAGUAUGGGAAGAGUUGCAAGGAGGUGACUGCUUUGUACAAGAGUCAGGAGAUUCAGGCGCAUAGUGGGAGCAUUUGGAGCAUUAAGUUUAGUUUGGAUGGGAAGUAUUUGGCGAGUGCUGGGGAGGAUUGCGUGAUUCAUGUGUGGCAGGUGGUGGAGGGGGAGAGAAAGGGGGAGUUGUUGUUGUUGGAUAGGGAGAAGGGGGAGGAUGGGAAUGGGAAUGUGGAUAUGUUUUUGGUGGUGAAUGGGUCCCCCAUGGCGGAUGGGGAGAGGAAGAGGAAGGGGAGGUCGAGUGUGAGUAGGAAGUCCUUGAGCUUGGACCAGUUUGUGGUGCCGCAGACCGUGUUUGCGCUUACUGACAAACCAGUUUGCUCCUUCCAGGGACAUCUUCAUGAUGUGCUUGACCUCUCAUGGUCUAAAACUCAGCACUUGCUCUCAUCUUCAAUGGACAAAACUGUGCGGUUGUGGCAUCUGUCUAGCAAGUCUUGUUUGAAAAUAUUUUCACACAGUGACUAUGUAACUUGCAUCCAGUUUAAUCCUGUUGAUGAUAGAUACUUCAUUAGCGGAUCUUUGGAUGCUAAGGUUCGCAUAUGGAGCAUUCCUGAUCGACAAGUUGUUGAUUGGACUGAUCUGCAUGAGAUGGUCACUGCUGCUUGUUAUACACCUGAUGGUCAGGGUGCAUUGGUUGGUUCAUACAAGGGUAGCUGCCAUUUAUAUAAUACGUCCGAAAAUAAGUUGCAACAGAAAAGUCAGAUCAAUCUGCAGAACAAGAAAAAGAAAUCACAUCACAAGAAAAUUACUGGUUUCCAGUUUGCCCCAGGAAGUUCAUCAGAAGUACUUAUCACAUCUGCUGACUCACGAAUUCGGGUGGUUGAUGGUGUUGAUCUAGUUCAUAAGUUUAAAGGCUUUCGGAAUGCAACUAGUCCAAUUUCAGCAUCCCUCACGGCAAAUGGUAAAUAUGUUGUCGCAGCAAGUGAGGACUCCCAUGUAUUCAUCUGGAAAAAUGAAGCUGAUUGCAGGCCAAACAGAAGUAAAGGUGUGACUGUCACACGAUCAUAUGAGCAUUUUCACUGUAAAGAUGUGUCAGUGGCCAUUCCUUGGCCUGGUAUGGGUGAUGAAUGGGACAUGCAAGAUACGUUUUCCGGAGAACAGCCCGAGAUUGAUAACCAUGCUGAUGAAGUCUCAUCAGCCAACCAUCCUCCUACCCCUGUAGAGGAAAACUUUGUUACUGAGGGUUCAAGAUCUGCAUCAGGUUAUAGCAACAGUCCACGCCAUGCAACCAUUGCAAGUGCAACAAAUAGUUACUUUUUUGAUAGAAUUUCUGCAACAUGGCCAGAGGAAAAACUUCUUCUGGCUACAAGAACCCAAAGCCCUCGUGUCAGUAUGGAUUUCUCUAACGGGGUAAGUAAAAAAAUGUCAGCCUGGGGUAUGGUGAUCGUAACUGCCGGCCUCCGAGGGGAAAUUAGAACUUUCCAAAAUUUUGGACUACCACUUCGGAUAUAAGAGGUGAAAGAAUAUGCAUGCUUGUGAGCAUGGCUGAGAAUGAGUUGAUGAUAUCAGCUCAGAAGGCAGUAGAUUACACCUCCAUUAGUUGGUGAAAACCUGUACAGAAAAGUGGGAUGAGAAUUGUAAUAUUAGCGGGGUUCCAUUUAUUUUCUUGUUCUUGUGCAUUGGAUGAAAAUAGGUUGCCAUUCCAUUCAGGCACUGAGGGGGGAUAAAGGGGUAAACAUUGUCAAACAAAAACCAAAAAAAAAAAAAAAGUUACACCAGGAAUUUAGAAACCGAUGGAUGUAAUCGGCAAUUGUAGAGUAACGUGAGCACGGGAAAAGCUUAUUGAAAUUAUUAGAAAUGAUUCUUUUACACUUAUUUGUUUUGAGUUUUGUCAUGGAAUUCAAUUUCUUGUCCAAAGUGAAUCAAAUUCAAUAAACAGCAUGGCUGCAAGUGUUUA
Molecule: messenger RNA, 3128 nt
Organism: Glycine soja
Lineage: Eukaryota; Viridiplantae; Streptophyta; Magnoliopsida; Fabales; Fabaceae
Product: WD repeat-containing protein 44-like
Exons: 7
Coding region: 383-2683 (766 amino acids)
Molecular function (GO): protein binding
Source: RefSeq, a predicted model, not a curated record